AUGCAAUUUUACUUGGACGAAGCGGACGCCGUUCCUAUUUGCCUGUUUGCACCCAGUAACGCUCCCAGCCGUGAGCCGCACCACCAUGCUCUCUCCACUUACCAUGGUGACCACCAUCCCCAAGAGCAAGAGCAAGAGCAAGAGCAAGAGCAGCAGCACCGUUCAGUACCAGGCCACCCGUACAUCCGGUUUGUCGAAGACUCUGAUCUGGACGGCAACUACCCCUUUGACGCCUUCCAGGACCUUCGCGGAGCCUACGCGUCAUCGCCGCUGACCGAAGUGCAAGCCCGCAUGCGCAGCAUUCAACACCAACGCGCUCAAGCACAGCUCCACCGUACACUUCUUGAGCAACAGCUGCGCGAGCACGAGCAACGCGAACGCGCACUGUACGAAGAGCAGAUGCUACUGGAGCAUCAAAGACGUACGCACGCUCGUGUCGCGGCGGAGAGAGCCCGUGCGGCGUAUUUGGGUCGAAUGCAGGAAGAAGAGCGGCACAGACAAAUGCAGGAAUUGAACCGGGCCUACCAAGAGAAGGCUGCUGCAGAUAGGAAAGGCGGAGAUGAGGACGAGGCAGUGUUUUAUCCGCCGUUCCAUUUCUUUGGCCAUAUUUUAGACAACCAAAUCAAGAACCAGGACAGCAUCGAGCGCAAGCGCGCGGAGAAAGCAGCGCUGACUAAUCUUCUCGAGACAUACUUUGGCCACGAGGAGCCGGCGGAAAAGAAGCAGACGGAGAAACAGGAUUUAAACGCGAACGCUGCCAGAAGACUCUCACAGCUAGAUCCUGCGGUGCUGGAUAACGUGUUGCGCGUGGUGCACAACCGUCUGGAUGAGAUUGCCAAGGAGGAGGAGCACGAAAAAACGCCCGAGAAGAAGACACCCGAGAAGGCUGAGUCCAAGCCCGAGUCCUCUGAAGAUGACAAGAUCCGCGUGAAUAUUAUUGACGAGGCAUCAGCCCCAGCUGAAAAGCCACAGACGGCUAACCGUCCUGCCUCGGCGCAAAAGGGUGUCGAGAUCGAGGAGCCCGUCGAUUACUCCAAGCUGGCUGAUUCCCUGCGUCGCCGCGUUAACGGUCUCAGCGAUAACAACACGUUUGUUCCACCGACCCCGCACCUUGGAUCUGAUACUGAUGAUGAGCAGUUGGACCCCCCUGCAACUAAGCAGUCAAGCAACAAUAACAGCGGCGAGCACACGGACAGUGAGUUUGCCAGUAUGAUGGACAGCUGCAAGUCGCAGCUGCGCAAUCUGCAGGAUGCCACAAAAAACCCUGACAGUGAGGCUGCCCGCCACCGCCGCCGCCAUCGGCGCCAUCGCCACAACCGGCGUCUCCGCCGCAGCCGCUCUAGAAGGGCACAGGGCCCGAGCAAGGAUAAUAUCCCUGUUUCUUCCCCAGAUCAAACUCAAGCUCCAGCUCCAGCUCCCAAGGUACAACCCGAGGACUCUGAGCAAGAGCGGCAAAAGCGCGCAGUCAAUACAAUGGAGAACUACAUUAUGGGCCAGCGCAACAUGCGCAAAGCACACAAAAUCUUCGAAUCUCUGCGCACCCUGCGCCAUAUCGACAACGACCUCGAGAAAGUGCGCCAGGACUACAACUGGCGCCUGCGCAAUCUCCAGCUGUCCUUUGUCUCGGAUAACAAGGGCAAUUUGAAGCUGGCAUACAAUAGCAGCAACAAGGAUUUCCACGAGUACCAAGAGGUUUUGCAGAGGCUUUUGAUCAAGCUUGAUUCUGUCGAGAGCUUUGGCGAUGACGCCGUGCGUAGCAAGAGGAAGAACGUGGUGAAGAAGAUCCAGGCCACGUUGGAUGCUUUGGAUCGCUUUGUAGCCGACCAAGAGUCUGAGGUAAGCGAGUCCAGUGUUGCCGAGGAUGGCUUGGCCGACGAGUCGAGCAAUGGCGAUUGGUUCUAA
Messenger RNA from Kickxella alabastrina, 1902 nucleotides. RefSeq lists its product as uncharacterized. Lineage: Eukaryota; Fungi; Kickxellomycota; Kickxellomycetes; Kickxellales; Kickxellaceae. Bases 1 to 1902 code for a protein of 633 amino acids. Gene Ontology annotation, molecular function: protein-folding chaperone binding. The transcript is spliced from 2 exons. The record is from RefSeq and is a predicted model, not a curated record.